GGUGACACGCAACUCAAAGCUCUGCUGCAGUUGAUGGCAGCUUCUGAGGCAGGGAGAGAUGUGGCCUACUUCACUUUUGGAGAUGAGGAACUCAUGAGGGAAGUGCAUUCCAUGUACAAAUUUCUUCAAGACAAAUUUGUCACUGUCGGCACUCUCUACAGCCACUUAAAGCAGUACUCUAUUGUGGUGUCUAAGCAUCUCCAGAGGCCUAACAUCAGUCUCUAUGGCUACAUCUAUGAUAAAGUUGGAACAAAUACGGACCUGGAGCCCAGUCCCAGCGACAGCGACAGCACCUUAACCACUGCGCCUUCCCCCUGUCCUGCACACUGCCAUUAAUACUGGUCCACAGUUAACUCAACCUGUCCAAAUGUCUCAGCACUUUCUUUUCCUUUAGAAAUACUUUUUGGGUGAUUGUCUAGAGAGCACAUUAUGCCUUCUUUUCUUUUCUACAAGUGAGUAAGUUUCAAGUCACAAUGAAUAAGGGGACGGAAAGUAUAGCAAUAGACUGUAAAUCCUUAUUUCUGGUGAACAUAAUCUAGGUUUAAUCCCGGGAUAGUUUUUCCUGUAAUGUCAGACAAGCUUCCCUGGGAUCAAGCUUACUGCAUGAUCUUGUGGCAUUAAAUGAUCCACUUGGGUGACCAAGGUUUAGUCUUUUUCUUUUUUUUCCAGGAACUAACUUAUUUACUGAUUUACAAUAAAGUGUGUAGAGAUAAUUAACAAAAUAUGCAUGAAAACCUCUAACUACACAGUAAAUUCCCCUGUGACACUUUAUUAUGAAAUAUAUUGCACAAGACUUUUCCUUUGUUUUUUUCUUUCUCAAAUAUGAGAAGGUUUGAUAAUGAAAAAAAUGUAUUACCUGUUGAAAAACAACUUGUAUAAUCACACUAAUGUAAUUGCUGCAAAUCAGAUGGUGGGAAAAUAUAUGUAGUCUCUGCAUGGCAUUUUUAGCGAUUUAUUAUGCUCAAGGUUUUUUACCGUACCAUUCAUUGUUUUGAUUAAAGGCACCUUCAAGAAACGGGGUUGAUAUUUAAAGGUAGUGAAUACUUUCAUAUGUUUUGCUCUUUAUUUUAUUAUGAUUUGAUAAAUAAAAUUGUUGAUUCAGA
Messenger RNA from Carassius auratus (goldfish), 1103 nucleotides. RefSeq names its product poly(ADP-ribose) glycohydrolase-like. NCBI's taxonomy places the organism in Eukaryota, Metazoa, Chordata, Actinopteri, Cypriniformes, Cyprinidae. Gene Ontology annotation, molecular function: poly(ADP-ribose) glycohydrolase activity. The record is from RefSeq and is a predicted model, not a curated record. The transcript has 3 exons. The coding region runs from base 34 to 336 and encodes 100 amino acids. Gene Ontology annotation, biological process: carbohydrate metabolic process; nucleotide-sugar metabolic process; regulation of DNA repair. Gene Ontology annotation, cellular component: cytoplasm; nucleus.